GAGACUAUAAUCCAAACCGAAAAAUAUACAUAGGCCGAAUGUGAAAUAAAUUUCAUGGAUGUUGCUCAAAUUGAUAUUAUGGCAUUCAUUUGGGGCCAAUUUCCAAUAACAGUAAAAAGACGACAAACACUAUAGAGCGAUCGAACUCUCACUUGAAAAAACCCUUCCACCAUUUUCAUCGCCACAGAUAUAGCUCAGCAAAAAAUGUCGGAUGCAGAUGACAACGCAAAAACGUCUGACGAAGAUGAAAACGCGGGCGGCGCCGUAACCCUAGCCCGGCCCGAAGAAGAAGCCCUCCGCCUCAAAACCUUGGCAGAGGAGAAUCACGCUUCCGGCAACCUCAAAUCCGCCUUGAAAUACGCCAAGCGCGCGCUCAAGCUCCACCCAUCCCUCGACGGCCUGCCGGAAAUUCUCGCCGCCUUAAAAAUCCUCCGCAGCGCCGCCGCCGAAGGCAGUUCAUCCACCCAGAAUGCCACCCCUGAUUACUACAAAAUUCUGCAGGUGGAGAGAUUCUCACACAUCAACACAAUCAAAAAGCAGUACAAGAAGCUGGCUUUGACCCUGCACCCGGACAAGAACCCGUCGGCGGCAGCGGAAGAGGCGUUCAAGUUGGUCGGUGAGGCCAUGGGAGUUCUGUCGGAUAAGAUCAGGCGGAAAGAGUAUGAUAUGAAGAUUAGGGUUUCUAUGCAGGCUAUAGCAUCCGAGGCGGUGGAAUUGGGGCCGGAGGGGGGUGUGGUGACAUUCUGGACUUCGUGCUCGGCUUGUCGUUUGUUACAUCAGUUCGAGAGAAAGUAUUUGGGGCAUAAUUUGAUGUGCCCUAGGUGUAAAAAGAGCUUUAAGGCUAUGGAGGUCGAGGAGGGAACGGAUAACGUGGAAGAUGGUGGGAUUGGAGAAGGGAAAACGAGGGUGAGCGCUAGGAUUCGAGAGAGAGCUACGAAAGGCGAAAACUUGGGGAUUGUGGAGAAAUGUGGCUUGGGGGUGAAGAGGAAAAUCGGUAGUGUGGCGGAAGUUUUGGAGAGGCCGGAGAAGAGAGUGGCGAGAAAGACGGGUGGAGAUGGUGGUUUAUUGAAGGAUUUGAAGUCUAAGAGAGUUGAGAGGGUUGAAAAUAUUGGUGUAGUGGAGGAAAUAAAAUCGACGAGAGUUGGAGGGGCAAAAGGGUCAAAGAGUUGUGGGGUUGAGACGGUGGAGAGUGAGAGGAGCAAGAGAGCGAAGGCUAGGGAAGAAGAGACGAUGACAUUGUCUCAAAUGAAGAUUUUGGUUAAGAAGAAAAAGAAGAAGCCGUUUGAGGGGAGAUUGAUGAUGAAAGAGAAUGAAGUUGAUGUUGAGAAGAUAAAGGGAAAGGAAAGGGAGGGAGAUAAUCGGGAGGAAGAGAAUGAGAGAGAAGAUGACAUGGAGAAGGAGGAAGAAGAUGAGAGAGAAGAGGAGAGAGAAAAUGAAAAGGAGAUGGAAGAGGAGGAGGAGGAAGAAAGAGAAGAGGUGACCGAUGAGGAAAAAGAAACGAUGAACUUGAGGGAAUGGAAGAAUAGGGCGAGAUUGUCGAAGGAUAGAAAAGUAAAAGUUGUAGAAAGAACAUCAAAGGAAGGUAGUUUAGAGGUAUUAAUGUCGGAAAAAGAGCAGAGUGAGGAUGGACAAGAAAAUGAGAGAGAAGUAGUGGUCACGAGGGAGAAGAGGGUAAGGCGCAGAGGUUCAAAGUACGGAAAUUCGGAAGCCGUAAAAAAGAAAACAUCAAAGACUCGCGUGGAGUCCGAGAUUGAGAAGCUUAUAACUAAACGAAAGGGCAAUGUGGAGAUAAUGUCGGUCGAAGAUUCAGAUUUUCACGAUUUCGAUAGAGAUAGAAGGGAGAGAAGCUUCAAGAAAGGGCAAGUGUGGGCGUUAUACGACGACAGUGAUGGAAUGCCGCGGCAGUACGCCCUGAUUGAUCAAAUCGUUUCCAUAAAUCCAUUUGAGGUGAAACUGAGCUGGCUGCAAUUUCAAAGCAACGGAGUAAAUGAAUUAACAAAUCGUCGGAGAACGGGUUCUCACGUGUCGUGUGGGAGAUUUACGGUUUCUGGGGAAGUUUCGGUUAAAUAUCUGAAUUUAUUUUCUCAUGCUGUGGAUUGUGAAAGGGCGGCGAGAGAGGUGUACAGAAUUUAUCCGAAGAAAGGCUCUGUUUGGGCACUAUAUAAUAGUGAAAAUACGGAUAAGCCGUGUUACGACAUUGUUAUAUCGUUGAGCAGUUACAGUGAUGUACAUGGGGUGAGUGUAGCUUACCUUGAGAAGGUGCCUGGUUUCAGGACGGUUUUUAAGAGAAAGGAAAUCGGGGCUAAUUUCGUCAUUUGUUUAGGAAAUAACGAUGUGAAACUGUUUUCACAUCAGAUUCCUGCAAAGAAACUUUCUGGUGAAGAAGGCUUGGGAAUUACGAAGGAUUGUUGGGAAUUGGAUCCUGCUUCGAUUAAUCUUUAAUUACUUGUGGGAUCGUAGUUUGUUACAUAUAGGUUUAAUUGGAGUGUUAUGAAUGUUUAAUUUGACUUGAGUUCUUACUUUCACUGGGAAUAAAACGAAAGUUAGUACAAUUAAAUUAAGUGUGAAUUAUGUUCUAAAGUCGAAGGGUGUAUGUACAUAAUGUAGAAUCGGGACAAGGAAUAUAUUUGGGUCGAUUUUCGUGGAGAAAAUAUAUAUUAUAUAUAUUUUUUUCUCACGUCCAU
Erythranthe guttata (spotted monkey flower) is the source of this 2684-nucleotide messenger RNA. RefSeq names its product DNAJ heat shock N-terminal domain-containing protein. The record is from RefSeq and is a predicted model, not a curated record. Lineage: Eukaryota; Viridiplantae; Streptophyta; Magnoliopsida; Lamiales; Phrymaceae.